AAUUCCUAAACAAUCCGUGUUGAAUCAAGCAAACUCUGUACUCUGUGCCAACUGCCUUUCAGCGAGAUACAGUUUUGUGUUGUAUAUAAUGAAGUGCUGAACUUGCGAAACUUAUUAUUUGAAAGCCAAAUCGCUAAGGUUAAUGCGGCUGCUGUGUAUUUUAGUAACGGGCCUCUGGCUUGUAAAGCAAAGCCACUGCUCAUUGGCAGAAGAGAAAAAUUCGUUGAAUCAGCUAGAAGACACAACAGCGGCGACCAAGGAUGCACUCUUGAAAGAAGUUUUGCGAUCGCUGAAAAAUAAACUAGACAUCCAGGGUCACGGCAAACAGCACUUGGAAAUGUGGCUGUUGUCAAGAAUUGGAGAGUUGCAAAAGAAAGGGAAGGAUGACGAAAUUGCUGAGACUUUGAAGACAUAUUUAGACGUUAAUAAAAGGACUGCAAAUACGGCCGCCUUAGAAAAGUGGAAAAAAGCGACAUUCAGUGAAACCAAAGAUGACCCAAGUCUUGAGGCGGAAAAACCAAAUCCGCAAAACUUGUUUUUCAAUCACCAGCAAAAACUCCAAAACAAAGACAAACAGAAAACACCUGUCACAGUGAGGCGAAGCGAGACGCAAAAUUUUCCCGGAAACAAUUUAAAAUCGGGCACUCUUGCGAAAAGAGAGAAAGCAAUUAACGUGGAGGCCAAACUGAUGAACCACCACAUGAUGAAUUUAGUCAGCGUCAGAAGCGCUGAGGUUAGCAAAAAACUCAAAGCAAGAAAGAGAAACGAACGCGCAGGUGGCUUUUGGGCUAAUGGUCACAAAACAAGCUACAAGCAAAAGUGAUAAUUUUGUAUUAAACUUGAAUUUUGAUAUUACAAUUGCACCUGCAUGGUUUAUGUACAUCCAAUAAAGAGAAAAAAUAUUGAAUAGAUACAUUACUAUUUUCAAUUGAGAAUUGAAUUGCAAUCUCAAACCUAUUUCUUAAUGUCAAAAGGAAUCAAUUAAUAGUUGCAAAUGAAGUUGAUUUGUGCACCACAAUUAAGGCAGUGUCUACCCAAAUCAAGAUACAUAAUACAAAUAAUCAAAAAGUUAUAAAUGAAACUACAGCAAUUGUAGAGAAGAAUCACAUACACUUUCUUAAG
This is a messenger RNA of Neocloeon triangulifer, 1122 nucleotides long. RefSeq lists its product as uncharacterized. The coding region runs from base 143 to 823 and encodes 226 amino acids. The record is from RefSeq and is a predicted model, not a curated record. The transcript has 2 exons. Lineage: Eukaryota; Metazoa; Arthropoda; Insecta; Ephemeroptera; Baetidae.